CACCCGAAAGAUUUCCACGGAUUCCCAGUGGGGUAGCUCUACUAAAAAAAAGCUCACACACAUUUCUGUCGUCAAACGGAUCAAGCUUUUUGUGAGACUUGGAUCAGUCACAAAAAGCGGGAUUCGCUUUUCGCAUAGGAAAUUAAUAAUCACAAGUGAAGUGCAUAAAGUUGGGAAAAAUGAGGGGAGACAGUCACGCGUUUUAUUAAUUUUCUCGCCCUCGAAUAAUAAUUGCCUAAGCGAGAAUGGAGGAAAUGCGUCAUCCUCAGCAGGUUGGCAGCAAUAUUAUGACCGGUGCAGCUCCAGCGAAUCCAGUAUUAAAUCAUUUGAACAACACUCAUCGUCGAGGAAGAGCUAGAGUCACGAUGCACGCACUUAUGUCUGAAGCUCUGCCUCUGGACGAGGCAGCAAGGCUCGAGAUGAAGUCAUUACCUGUUAAAACACCAGUCUCUGUCCUCCAGGAGCUACUGUCCAGGCGUGGAACUACACCCAAGUAUGAGCUGGUCCAGAUCGAGGGUGCAGUUCAUGAACCGACUUUCAGAUAUCGCGUCACCGUUGCUGAUGUCGUUGCAAUGGGGACCGGAAGGUCCAAGAAGGACGCUAAACACGCAGCUGCCAAGGCUGUUCUUGAUAAACUGAUUGGAGUCAAUAUCGAAGCUCCUGAGACACCUAUUUCUAACAGCAUUCCUGAGACCCAGAAUAUCCAAGAUAUGCAAGGCAGUUACGGUGAAGAAAAAGUGAUAAAUAAUCCGAUAGGAUCACUCCAGGAGAUGUGCAUGUCACGUCACUGGUCACUUCCAAAAUACACGAUGGAGGGUGAGGCUGGUCUUCCCCACGAGAGACAGUUCACAAUCGUCUGCUCGAUGCUCAAAUACCGUCAGGUGGGCCAGGGCAAAAGUAAGAAACUGGCAAAACAUCAAGCAGCCCACAAGAUGUGGCAAACACUGCGGGAUGCCACUGAUCAAGCUCCAGGAGUCGACGAAGACGAGAUUGUCGAGAGGAAUGCUAAUGUCAGUGCUCGUUACGCUGACCUCAAAGACAGCAAAAUAUCCACUCUGACGACACCACACAGUCACAAAGUUUCGCAAUUUCACAAGAACCUCAAGUCUUCCACUGGAGUUAAAUUGUCGGAACUUCAGCAUACUUGUCUGAAUGAUGGAGUUAUCAAUCUCGAGCAAUUCCUCCAGGAGAUAGCCUCUGAGCAGCAGUUCGAGGUGACUUACGUUGACAUUGAGGAGAAAUCGAUUAGUGGUAAAUGUCAGUGCCUGGUGCAGUUGUCAACUCUCCCAGUGGCAGUGUGUUAUGGCAGUGGAGUAACAAGCAAGGAUGCCCAGGCCAGUGCUGCGCAGAAUGCCUUGGAAUACCUCAAGAUCAUGACUAAAAAGUGAGCCAGCGCUCUUUCACCGGCAGCAGCCACUCCCUCCCCCAUAUCCUUUCCUGAAAACGUUCCAUCGAAUCCUGUGAAAAAUCCAACCGAUAGAAUCCGAAAUCAGUCCCAACCUCAACCUCCAGUUCUCGAAAAAUCCCCCGCCACCUCGACACCCUCUUCGCCCCCCGAGAAACCUGCAGAAUCUACCACAAAUCAGGGUAAUACACGAGAAAUUAAUCGGGAGUCAACAGGUCCUAAAAAUAAAAAUAUGAGUCUGAGGAAGAAGACAGGACAUUUGAAAACAGAUAAACAUCAGUCGAAUCCCAACGUCUCAAUCAUGACCAUCGCUGGGCAGAAGUCAUCAGCGAAAGCAUCAAUCGAGAUUUCCCAAUCGUCUCAAAGGAAUAAUAACAACUCAGUCUUGAAGGUGUCACCAGGAACGUUUCCACCCCUUCGAUCACCCCAAACAAUUCUGAGUGAAUCGAGAGGCAAGAAGAAUGAGGUCCAAGACAACUGCCAUAAGGAAUCGCUCCAGGGAUUCUACAGACGACAAAAUUAUCCUCAGGGGCAUGGAAUGUAUCCCGAGGUCUCGUUCAACCAAUUUCAGUCGUCGAACUUUAAUGGAGGGUUGCAGUUCGAUCUUGGGAGUUAUCAGGGCAUCAAUCAGGUGUCGCAGGUGCCUGAGGGCUUCCAAGAGACUCAGUUUGUUGGGACUAUUUAUGGGGAUGAAAGUGAGUACCAAAUGCCCGAUAAUUCGGUGUUUAUUGGAGUUGUGGAGAGAAGUACUGGGGGGCAGCAAUUCAGUGGGGGCAGCUAUGCUGGAGCUGUCAGGAGUGAUCUCGUGCCCAGAUUAAGGAGAGCUAGGUUCAAUAAGUGAUGGUGAGAGAUUUGAGGAUUUUUUCUUUUGUCUUUCAGUUGAAUCUGCGGAAAAUUUCUAGAGAGGCUUUUUCAGAGACUUUGGGGUUUUGCAUGCUUUUUUUCUUGGGUAUGAGAAUUGCAGGGUCAUGGAGGGAGUGAAUGGAAAUGAAAAUGAAAAUUAGUUGUGGAGAAAGUUUACGAUUUUUCGGAUUUUUUUUUUCAUUUAGAAAAUAUGUAGAUAAUUUCUUUCAUUCGGUUUUCGUUUUUCACGGUUUUGUUCUGAGGAUAAGUUUAUGCAACAGCCCAAUUCUUCGGUAGGGGCAUCGGAAUCCAGAAUAUUCCCAUUGGCUGAAACAUUUCGAUUUUUUACGUUUUUUUAAUUUAUUCCUACAGGAUUGCUUUAUUGUGUACAAAAAAAAUCGCGUAAUACCCCAAUUGUUGCCGAAAAUCAUCUCUUUAGUUUUCUACCGUUUUGUUUUGUUUUUUUUUUUCUGUUAGUUUAGCCUUUGAGUAAAUUUGUCAGAAGAUGCGGUGAAAAUUAUUUCAAUUUCAGAUCCAGUUUGAAAUAAAUUUUAACCCAUCUUUGGGGUACUUGAAGUUGUGUUGAGUUGUGUGAUUAAAUCAUGGAAUUGUCCCAGAUGAACGAAUAUAUUUGUUUACAACUUGAACGUUUUCAUCGCGUCGUUAUCAAUUUUUUGAGGUCGUCGACUGGUGAGAAAGAAUGAUAACAGUUUCACCAGAACGACCCGGAAUAAUAUUUAUUUUCAUUUAUUGAGUUUUCUAUGCGUUGAAUUGAAAUGCAAUGAUAAAUAUUCACGUGAAUCUCUGUGGUAGACAAAACUGUAAAUAAAGUGAUCCACGAUCCGUUUCGAAGUGAUGAAGGUCGUGAGCCAGUGUUUCGGUUUUUCUUCUUUCACCUGGUGGUAUUUUGUCGGAGAAUACCUCGUCCUGAAGCUAUCGUAAAUCAAUUUUGCAGAGGAGUGUCGAAAUGAGAAGAAUAAAAAAAAAAAGUUUUGAUUCAUCAAUUUUUUCACUCCUCCAAUGAAUCAGCAAUUUCGAUACAAGAGUAAUCAACUCGAUAACACGAAAUUAUCGACUUACGAGAGUCUCUGAUGACGUAUGCAUAAUUGUGAAGAAUAAUUAAUGAAUAAUUAAUUAAGUGUAUAAGAAUUAAUCACAAAUCGAGUGAUAAAUUUACAAGCUAUACUUUGCAUAGAACUAGUGGAAGUUUUCCAAUAAUUGAAGAGAGAAAAAAUAAUAAUAAGGUAAUGAGUAAUUAGCUUCUUUGCCAGCUAUGUUUCCCAUGUGCUUAAGGUGUCUAUUUCUUCGGAGAGGUCUAUCCAGAUAUUUUAUGUAAUUAAUUACGAUUAUUCAUGCCUGGAUAUUAUUUCUGAUCAAUUAGUGAGGAAAUGAGAUGAUCAAGGGUGAGUUAAUCAUCAGGUAAUUAAUUAAAUGCUGGAUCUCCUUUUCGAGUUUCUCUGCACAGUGCGAACGUAGCACUUACGAUCCCAAGCAUAUUAUUUAAUUGAUAAUGGAUCGUGAAUUAAUGUAAUGUUAAUGAAAAACGGUGUAUGUUUUUUCCUUUAAUAAUUGUAGUUUGUAAAAUCAUAAGCAUCGCUUGUAUCCCGUAAGAAGUUAAUCACUAAUGUUUAAUGGAGAAUGAAACGUGUUGGAGGUCAUUAAUGGAGAUAAGUGGGGGAGAGAAGGGGAGGUGAUUGUUGAGUUAAGAAUAUUUCAAUUCAUUUUUUUUUCCUCCCAAUUUUCAAUUGUUCCCUUUUUUUCCAUUUUUCCAGAUAUAUUUUUUAUAAUUUUUUUGAACAGUAAUUCAUUGUGUUCUUUCCGAGAGAUAAUAUUUUCAAUGAUUUUUCCACUUUUAAUUAAUGAAAUAAAAUUUGGUUGCUCUGAACUCAAAAAUAUCUCCCCAGUUGAAAAUUUUAAUCGUCCAGACAAAUUUCAUUUUCCCUUAUAUCCAAAAGCCGUACGAGUCAUGCCGAGGGAAAGUUUCCGGGUCACAAUAUCGAUAAAAAUCGGAGAACGAUUGAAAUUCGAGAGAUACGUGUCUCGUGUGCUAAUGAAUUUUUAUUUAUAUUUUUGGAAAAUAGGCAUUACUUACAUGCAAAGUAUAGAAUGUGUAAGAAUAAUAAAUGCGUGACUAGUGCGAAUAACCGUAAUAAUCCACUGGUGGCCGUCACCUGGAUCUUCGAAUUUAAUUUGAUUAAUUCUAAAUAAACAAACUGAUUAGGAGAAAUAAAAUUGACCGAUGGAGUGGGUUAAUGUGGACCGAUUGAAUUGUAUUUUCUGCCAAUGCUAAGUCUAACACUAACUACUAUUGCAUUUCACGAGUUUAAUAAAAAAAUCUCGUGAUCGUAAAUUUCGAAUUAUAAUGAAAUAUCAACGGAUGAAUCAAUUUAGUUACAAUGUUUCCGUUUGAAGUGUGUAGGAGAUAAUAAUGACCGAGUGAUAGUAAUUUAUUUAUUUGAUGCAUGAUGUUAUGAACGUGUCAAGAGAUAGAUAAUACAUCUAGCCGAUUAAGAAAAGGGAUAAAAAUUUUGUCGUUUAUUCGGUGAUUUUUCAUUGGCGCAUCAUCAUGAGAUUUUCCUUUCAAAGUCAAAAUUUUUGUUUCAUCCUUUUUCUUUUCUAAAACUGAAAGCAAAAUAAGAAGAGCGAUGAAACUUUUAUCCAUCUUCGAUAAUUUUUGUUUUUCUACAAUUUUUAAAUAUAAACAAAGGAGUAAUCGUAUUGAAGUAUAUGAGAAUGAUUUAUUGAAAAAUUAAUUACGAUGAUGUACAAUUUUUGGGAGAUGUUUGAGGAAUUGAGUUUGGAGAAAUUGCAGGGACAAAGUUUUCUUUUUCAUGUAAUUUGCGAAGGUUACAUUUUGUUGAUUGUCCCGGUGAUUUUUUUUUUUUGAUUGAUCAGCAUAGGAGUAAUGAUUACAAGUGUACCAGUAGGCAUAAUGACGGGAGAUGUAAUCGCAACACGGACAUGGCAUACAGAUAACGACUUUUAAGGAUUUAUGGUAGGAUGAGGGGGUGGUAAUGGUCAUUUUUCAACUUAAAUUAUUGAAAUCCUAAUGUUCACCCACACUUUUGGGAGAGGUAAUAAUCAUUAAUUACGGUGGGAAAUGGUUGUUCUAUGUAUGACUGUGCGUGUAACACUGUUAAUAAACUACUGAUGCUUAUGAAACAAU
This is a messenger RNA of Fopius arisanus, 5414 nucleotides long. Its product is annotated as probable RISC-loading complex subunit BRAFLDRAFT_242885. Gene Ontology annotation, molecular function: double-stranded RNA binding; siRNA binding. Gene Ontology annotation, cellular component: cytoplasm; nucleus; RISC complex. Lineage: Eukaryota; Metazoa; Arthropoda; Insecta; Hymenoptera; Braconidae. The record is from RefSeq and is a predicted model, not a curated record. Gene Ontology annotation, biological process: regulation of regulatory ncRNA processing; siRNA processing.